GGGGCACUAGGCGGUGCCCCGAGUCGGGCCUCCUACGGCAAGUCGGAGGCAGCAAGAUGGCCACUUCUGAGGAAGGUUGUAGUGUUGCGGCCGAAGCGGACCGGGAAUUGGAGGAGCUUCUGGAAAGUGCUCUUGAUGAUUUCGAUAAAGCCAAACCCUCCCCAGCACCUCCUCCUACCACCACGGCCCCCGAUGCUUCAGGGCCCCAGAAGAGAUCGCCAGGAGACACUGCCAAAGAUGCCCUGUUUGCCUCCCAAGAGAAGUUUUUCCAGGAACUGUUUGACAGUGAGCUGGCUUCCCAAGCCACUGCAGAGUUUGAGAAGGCAAUGAAGGAGUUGGCUGAGGAAGAGCCCCACCUGGUGGAGCAGUUCCAAAAGCUCUCAGAGGCUGCUGGGAGAGUGGGUGAGGAGACUCCAAACAAAGGUAGUGAUGCAACCUCUCAGCAAGAAUUCACUACUUGCCUAAAGGAGACAUUAAGUGGACUAGCCAAAAAUGCCACUGAUCUUCAGAACUCAGGCAUGUCGGAUGAGGAGCUGACCAAGGCCAUGGAAGGGCUGGGCAUGGAUGAAGGGGAUGGAGAAGGGAACAUCCUCCCCAUAAUGCAGAGUAUCAUGCAAAACCUACUGUCUAAGGAUGUUCUAUACCCAUCACUGAAGGAGAUUACAGAAAAGUAUCCGGAAUGGUUACAGAGUCACCGGGAAUCUCUACCUCCAGAGCAAUUUGAAAAAUAUCAGGAGCAGCACAAAGUCAUGGGCAAAAUAUGUGAGCAGUUUGAAGCAGAGACACCCACAGAUAGCGAGGCUGUUCAAAAGGCUCGUUUUGAGAUGGUGCUAGAUCUUAUGCAGCAGCUACAGGAUUUGGGCCAUCCUCCAAAAGAGCUGGCUGGGGAGAUGCCUCCUGGCCUCAACUUUGACCUGGAUGCCCUCAAUCUGUCAGGCCCACCGGGUGCUAGUGGUGAACAGUGUCUGAUCAUGUGAAACAGAACAUGUUUUCCUCCCUGAGUCCCAGCCAUGGGGAACAUCUGGAGUCAACAGAACUGUUGGGAACUGAGGCAGGAGUGGCCUGCAGGAGUGGUCUGCCUACCGCCCUCUGUUGUUCCAUUCAAGACUGUGCCAUACCAACUGAGGCUUUUCCUCUGCCUUUCUAGGAAUUGGAUCUGUUCUGCAGGCGAUUUCUAUGAACCCUCCAUUGUGGUUUCUGCUACUAGCAAAGGCCCAACUGCCUGCCAGGUGAAAGAAGGCAUCCCUUUUGGGGCAUGUACCUUCUUCCCUCUCCCAAAAUAAUGUUAUAUAUGGCCACACUGAUGUAUACUUUUUAAUUCCAGGGUCUUUGUGCCUUGUUUCUACUCCUACUCUUGGAUUGGGGGAACAGGGGCAGCAUCCUGGGAUGGUUAUUUCUGUACUUUUCUUGGGCAGGACCUUUGGGAAUGGGGAGAAACUUAGCCUGGGCUGGGGCUGUAGGUCUGUCACCAUGCCCUCUUGCCUUCACACAAACCAUUUGAAUUCUCUGAAGGGAAAGGGCUUUUGCAUCUAAUCACAAUAGGGUCAGAAUAGAAGCCCUGGGGUUUUUCUUCCCUCUAGGUGCUGAGCCCUCAACUCCUUAUUUCAGCCUGAGAACUCAAGUGGCUAUCCUGGUUUUUUCUACGAUGCCGUAUGAUCUACAUGAACCCAGCCCCUGACCUUCCUUUGCCCCCUGCUUGUCCUCUUAUCUCCUCUGUUUUUUGUUUAUUCCAACUCUUCUGAGUUCGAGUAGUGACAAAGAAGGGCCCAUUUUGUUUCUCCUCAUCUAGUCCAUCCACUGCUCUCACUGGCUCCCCACCUCCCUGGCAAACACAUAAUUGUAGUGUCGGGUCUGGCAAAUGAAUAGUACUUAUCUGUACUUAUCCUAGUAUGUCUUGGUUUGAGACAUCUGAGGGAAUCCUUAGUUCAGGAAGAUGCUUGGGAAGGGGCGAGGGAAGCAGCUGGGGUUCCUUUUCCUGCAGGCCCUGUGAGGCAGUGUCUAAUAAAUAUUAUGAGUGAGGAAUA
This is a messenger RNA of Heterocephalus glaber (naked mole-rat), 2024 nucleotides long. Lineage: Eukaryota; Metazoa; Chordata; Mammalia; Rodentia; Bathyergidae. The record is from RefSeq and is a predicted model, not a curated record.